AUGCCCUACAACUGCUGCCUGCCCGCCCUGAGCUGCCGCACCAGCUGCUCCUCCCGGCCCUGCGUGCCUCCCAGCUGCCACGGCUGCACCCUGCCCGGGGCCUGCAACAUCCCUGCCAAUGUGGGCAGCUGCAACUGGUUCUGCGAGGGCUCCUUCAACAGCAGCGAGAAGGAGACCAUGCAGUUCCUGAACGACCGGCUGGCCAGCUACCUGGAGAAGGUGCGGCAGCUGGAGCGGGAGAACUGCGAGCUGGAGAGGCGCAUCCAGGAGCGCAACCAGCAGCAGGAGCCCUUGCUGUGCCCCAGCUACCAGUCCUACUUCCGCACCAUCGAGGAGCUGCAGCAGAAGAUCCUGUGCAACAAGGCUGAGAACGCCCGGCUGGUGGUGGAGGUGGACAACGCCAAGCUGGCCACCGACGACUUCAGGACCAAGUACGAGACCGAGCUGUCCCUGCGGCAUCUGGUGGAGUCGGACAUCAACGGCCUGCGCAGGAUCCUGGAUGAGCUGACCCUGUGCAGGGCCGACCUGGAGGCGCAGGUGGAGUCGCUGAAGGAGGAGCUGCUGUCGCUCAAGCAGAACCACGAGCAGGAAGUCAACACCCUGCGCUGCCAGCUCGGGGACCGCCUCAACAUAGAGGUGGACGCUGCGCCCUCCGUGGAUCUGAACCGCGUGCUCAACGAAGUCAGGAGCACUUACGAGGCCGUGGUGGAGACCAACCGCAGGGAGGUGGAGGAGUGGUACACCACACAGACCGAGGAGCUGAACAAGCAGGUGGUGUCGAGCUCAGAGCAGCUGCAGUCCUACCAGGCGGAGAUCAUCGAGCUGAGACGCACAGUCAAUGCCCUGGAGAUCGAGCUGCAGGCCCAGCACAACCUGAGAAACUCGCUGGAGAACACGCUGAACGAGAACGAGGCCCGCUACGGUUCACAGCUGUCACAGGUGCAGGGCCUGAUCGGCAGUGUGGAGGCGCAGCUGGCGGAGAUCCGGGCUGACCUGGAGCGGCAGAACCAGGAGUACCAGGUGCUGCUGGACGUGCGGGCGCGGCUGGAGUGCGAGAUCAACACGUACCGGGGCCUGCUGGAGAGCGAGGACUGCAGGCUGCCCUGCAACACCUGCACUACCAGCAAUGCCUGUGACAAGCUCACUGGGCCCUGUGUCGCCAACCCCUGCAUCACACGGCCUCGGUGUGGGCCUUGCGGCCCUUUUGGGCACUAGUGGCUCUGCUGCCAGGAGGGGGAUGAGGGCUUCAGUCGCAUCUCAGCUCCAUGCUGUGUCGCCAUUGUCCACUGUGACCAUAGCACCGGCUUGCAGGGGUCAGAGCCAGCCUUGCUCUGCGUCCCAUAGCUCCUUCUGAGAGCAUGAGACAUUGCAGUCUGUCUUCUGAGUCCCGCAGAGAAACCUGCAACAGGAUCAAGCCUAGGACGACACCUUUGUAUAACCUGUUUUGCUUUAACACAACUUCCUCGAUGUGAUUUGAAAACAAUUCUGUGAAGUACGGUACAGGUGAUGGGCGUGUGUGUGAAAUAGAACAUAGC
Messenger RNA from Heterocephalus glaber (naked mole-rat), 1535 nucleotides. Its product is annotated as keratin, type I cuticular Ha3-I. The record is from RefSeq and is a predicted model, not a curated record. Gene Ontology annotation, cellular component: cytoskeleton. Gene Ontology annotation, molecular function: structural molecule activity. Lineage: Eukaryota; Metazoa; Chordata; Mammalia; Rodentia; Bathyergidae. Gene Ontology annotation, biological process: intermediate filament organization; epithelial cell differentiation.